AUGCAAAUAAUUAUUAGUGCCUCAAAAAUAGCAAGAAUAGUUCUUUUAAUUAAAAUUUGCAAUCCAAUAGUUGAGCAAAUGCAAACUGUAUUUUUAUUCUAGUUUUAUCAAAUUAAAUUCUUCAUUAACUAGUGUUUUUUAUCUAACUUCAUUUAAGAUUGUUCUAUAGAGCUACACUCUUACAUUUUCACUACUUUAACCUAAAACAUCUAUUUGUCACUACAUGUAAAUUACUUUAAUUGGUAAUGGUUACACAUUAUUCCUUAACUCUAAUCUAGAAAUACUGAAUUUCAAAUCUAUUUCAAUAUAAAAUAUAGUAAUUUAGCCUUAAUCAAAUGUGAACAUUCAUUUAUAAUCUUUAAGUGCUUUAAAAGUAUUAUUUAAUUCAGUAGUUUUAAAAUCCUAUAACCUUUUAUUAUUUUAUCAAUAAAUCUUUAGGAAUUAUAGAUCCAAUAGUUAUCUUUACAGAAUUUUAAUCUACAAUCUGUCAAUAGCUUGUUUUACUUCGAACAUACAGUUUAAUAACAAUAUAUUGACAUUAAUAUUGAUAUAUUUACUAUUAUAAAUUCAAUGAUUCACAAUUCAAAUAUAAUCUUACUUGAUAAUUAGUUUUAAAAAACAACAAAUUGUUACUUUAAUAACAUUCUAAUCUCAAAUUCCAAUCUUUAUUCUAGCUCAUUUAUGAAAAUUAAAAAUAACUAAUAUCUAGUUAUGUAAGGAUCUAUAUCAUAAAUAUCGAUCGUUUUCUCCUUGUUAUCUAAUAUUCAGCCUUUAUUCUAGACUUUUUGUUAUAAAAGUUUAAUUAUAAGCAGAAUCUCUUUAACAAAUUCAACAUUCUAAAAUUUCAUUCUAUUUUAAACAACAAAUGAAUAAAUUAAUAAGGACUAUUAAAUUUAGUUUUGUAGUUUAAAGAAUAGCUCAAUUAUUAAUUUUGUUUAAGAUUACUAGUUUCAAUCUAUCAUUUUUGAGAAUAUUGAAGUUAAUUAGAUUUAACACGACGAUAAAACAAUUCUUAUAAAUUUAGUAUCAAAUGAUUUGACUAGUACUGUUAAGAUGUCAAAUAUUAUUUUAGAUACAAUCACUCUUUAUGAUAAUAUUUAAUUGGUUUCCAAUUUAUAGUCAAUUUCCUCUAUUAUUCUAAUAUAAUCCAACAUAAUUGAGAUAUCUGAUAUUAAGAUCAUCAGAUCAAUUGGUAUUACAGAAUUUUUACUAUCUUCAGCCAUUAACUUAGUACUUUCAAAUUUUACUAUUUCAUUAAACUCAAAGUACUUCUUUAAGAGCAUUAUUGCAGAUGAAUAAUGUUCAUGA
Molecule: messenger RNA, 1308 nt
Organism: Paramecium tetraurelia
Lineage: Eukaryota; Ciliophora; Oligohymenophorea; Peniculida; Parameciidae
Exons: 1
Source: RefSeq, a predicted model, not a curated record